AUGGUCUACACACAUACUAGCAGAGCCCCGCACGUGAUCAACACGCACGCUUACGACCCUCGCUCUCGCGCGUGGGUUCAGAUGCGCGAGCCCUCAGCCGUCAGGCCCACUGUCGCCUCCCUCAGAUCAUCACACUCUUCGCUCCUCUACAUGCUCUCCUCUACCGCCCUCGCCUUCUCCUCUCGACCCCAUCCAUCUCACCUGGCACCACGCCGACGCCCCGCGCGUGUGUCGAACGGAUCCAAUUGUCGCCCUCGUGGGUCACCACAUCGUCGUAGCUGGCGGAGUGUGCGAGUUCGAGGACGACCCUUCGCGGUGGAGAUCUACGAUUUGCGGAGGCGAACCUGGGACACUUGCGAGUCCAUGCCAGCGAUUCUGAAGGGUUCCGCGACCUCCACGUGGCUGUCCGUCGCCGUCGUGGGGCACAGGAUGCACGUGACGGAGAAAAUCUCCGGCGUCACACACACUUUCCAUCCCGAGACGAACACUUGGCAAGGACCCUACGACCUCCGACCUGACCAGAGCGUCUAUUCCAUCGUCAAUGGAACACUGCGCGACCGCGUAAUCGUGGCGGGCUGGUAG
Prosopis cineraria is the source of this 582-nucleotide messenger RNA. Its product is annotated as F-box/kelch-repeat protein At1g23390-like. Gene Ontology annotation, molecular function: protein binding. Bases 1 to 582 code for a protein of 193 amino acids. The record is from RefSeq and is a predicted model, not a curated record. The transcript has a single exon. NCBI's taxonomy places the organism in Eukaryota, Viridiplantae, Streptophyta, Magnoliopsida, Fabales, Fabaceae.